UUUAAAAGGCGGCAGUUUGGUUGUUCCAGUGUGAACUUUUGGGGGCUCGUUUUGUGCUGUGUGUGAGCUGAGUGUGUGAGCUGUGGCAGUAACAAUGCCUUCAGUUCAGUCUCUGAGAGAGUUUAUCAACGAGCGACUAACUGCUGCUGCUGAACAAAUAUUCUUGGAGUUUGAAAAAACGAUCGUCCAGUACGAGGAAGAGAUCGACCGUCAGCGCAGACUGCUGGAUAUCACCUGGAAACCCCAAAUCAAGCUGCACAGGACAGACGUCCCACAGCAGCAGGUCUGUGAGGAGGAGGAGGAGGUUCUCCCUGAGCAGCAGCUCUGUGACCAGGAGAGGAGCUCCAGUGUGGACCAGGAGGAACCAGAACCUCCACAGAUUAAAGAGGAACAGGAGGAACUGUGCAGCAGUCAGGAGGGAGAGCAGCUGGGACUGAAGGAGGAGCCUGAAGUUCAUCAUGAUCCUGUGCAGUACGAGGAAGAGAUGGAGCGUCAGCGCAGACUGCUGGAUAUCACCUGGAAACCCCAAAUACAGCUGCACAGGACAGACGUCCCACAGCAGCAGGUCUGUGAGGAGGAGGAGGAGGUUCUCCCUGGGCAGCAGCUCUGUGACCAGGAGAGGAGCUCCAGUGUGGACCAGGAGGAACCAGAACCUCCACAGAUUAAAGAGGAACAGGAGGAACUGUGCAGCAGUCAGGAGGGAGAGCAGCUGGGACUGAAGGAGGAGCCUGAUACCUUUAUGGUGACUGCUGCUGAGGAAGGAGACCACAGUGAACCAGGAGGAGACGGGGAGCAGCUCCUCUGUGAUGACUCUCCUCAAAGUGAAAUCACAGAUGAAGAAUCCAGCAAGUGUGAAGAGUCAGGGUUAAGUGAAACUGUGACCUCAGUGCCAAAGAAGAGACCGAAGCGAGACAGAAGUCACGAUGAUGCGGAGAGCUGGGCUGUGUCAGAGAGUCCCUGCAAUGCUGCCACAGGUAGAGAGUCUGAUGUUUGCCAAAAAUCCAUCAAGAAUCAGGCCCAAAGAAAGAAACCCCACACUGAUGUGAAACCGUAUUCUUGUGAUACAUGUGGGAAAAGUUUCAGAGCUAGAAGUACGUGGAAACGUCACCUUGUAACUCACACUGGUGAGAGGCCAUAUCCCUGUGAUACAUGUGGGAAAAGUUUCAGUCGAAGCAGUAAUUUGUAUGAUCACAUGAGAACGCACACAGGUGAGAGGCCAUAUCCCUGUGACAUGUGUGGGAAAAGUUUCAGUCGAAGCAGUACUUUGUAUAUUCACAUGAGAACCCACACAGGUGAGAAGCCAUAUCACUGUGAUACAUGUGGGAAAAGCUUCAGUCAAAACAGUAAUUUGUAUAUUCACAAGAAAACUCACACAGGUGAAAAGCUGUUUGCUUGUGACACAUGUGGCAAAAGCUUCACUGAUAGAAGUACCUGGAAAUACCACCUUAUCACUCACACAGGUGAGAGGCCACAUCGCUGUGAUACAUGUGGGAAAAGUUUUACUCGAAGCAGUCAUUUGUAUAUACACAUGAGAACUCACACAGGUGAGAGGCCAUAUCCCUGUGAUACAUGUGGGAAACGUUUCAGUUCAAGCAGUCGUUUGUAUAUUCACAGGAGAACCCACACAGGUGAAAAGCUGUUUACGUGUGAAACAUGUGGGAAAAGUUUCAGUCGAAAAAGUAUAUUGAUGUAUCACAAGAAAACUCACACAGGUGAGAAGCCAGAGGCUCGUAAAACGUUUCAGUGUGAGUAGGAAUUUGAUAGACUGCAUGAGAACUCUCACAGGUUGUUGUUUUCCAGAAAUAUCUGUCUUUUAUGCUGUAUUCCUGUUUGUGGUCACUGUUUUAUUUGAGACUCAGAAUCCCUCUGGCCCUUUCUGCCUGCUUUAGUCUGUAAUGGUCUGUUUAGAGCACGUUGUUUCUUCUCAUGCGUUCAUGUAUUUUUUUUAUCCACUUGUUUUGGGGUUUCUUUUCAGCCUUUAGAGGUGAUCCUAAAAAUUUGUAACCUUAUGUACCAUAUUUCUUGGAGUAUAAGGCACACUUAAAAUCCUUUAAUUUUCUCAAAAAUCGACAGUGCGCUUUAUAAUCCUUAUGUAUGAAUUCUGUUUGUACUUACUGACCUCAAACCGAUUUUAUGUGGUACACGGCGCUCAAAAAUCUGUCAAAUGUUUUAGUACGACUUUGGUAAGCCAUGAAGCCGCACCGCUUGAUGGAUAUUCGGAUCAUUACGGCUACCGUAGUCAGGAGCCUCGCGGAGUAAUCUGGGUCCAAAACUCCGCUUCAGGUCACAAAGUCAAACGAACACUGCAGCAUCACUGAGAGUUAAAAACUGUCUAAAUUCUUUCAUCUUUAAUAAAAUGAUCAGUGUGGCUUCUUUACCAGGUGUAACAAUUAAAUUAGACUUCUGGCUAAGACGGUGUAGCAGUAAGCCACAUGUUUCGGAGCUCUGCUGCAUUUUUUUUUUUUUUUUAAAUUCUGAAAUUUCCUACUUCACACUUUUAUAAACUCUUAUCUUGUUAUACCAGAAGGAAGAGACAAACUAAAAUGCCAAAGAAACAAGGUAAAUGUCUCACAAGGAAAUGGACAUGACAAAGUUUGCGGCUAGUGUGCUACAUGGUGGCGUUGAGGACGAGGAAGAAACUAACAAGGAUGUUACAUCAGCUACACCGCCAGUUGAAAAUAAAGGUGAAAUUAUGAAAGCUAUCGACACUUAAGUCAGAGUUUUCCGGCAGACUGGACCGUGUGCUUUCCGCUGUGCGAGAAGACAUACAGGGAUGCGUUGAGAGAGUGACACAAGUGGAGAAUCGCAGUUAAAAAGCUGGAAAAGGAGGCAGAGACGCUCCGCUCAAAGGUCAAUGGCCUAGAGAACAGUAGUCGCAGAUCCAACUUGAGAUUGAUCCACCUACCUGAAGGAGCAGAACGAAGAGAUGCAUGUGCUUUCAUGGAGAGCUGGCUCCCCGAAGCACGCUAAGGAGCCCACUGGAUGUUGAAAGAUGUCACAGUCUUCCCUCAAAUAAUCCUGAGGCACCUCGGCCUGUCAUUAUGAAGUUUUUAAACUUCAGAGACAAAGUGUUAAUCCAGAAUCUCGACAGAAAGGGAAGGUCUUCUACAAAAACCAGCAGGUGAUGUUUUUCCCAGAUAUUUCGGCAGAGCUUCAUAAACAACAAAAGAACUAUAAAGAGAUCAAACAGAAGCUGCGAGCCAAAGGAAUUCGUUAUGGGAUAUUGUAUCCAGCACGCUUGAGGGUCACGCACGAAGGUCGCACAAUCACGUUCAGAUCCCCGCCUAGGCACAACGUUUCAUCGAGAGCUUGGACCACAGAACGUAGACUACAACAGAAACAGGCUGAUAGCUUAACACGAUGACAGUUCUGUAGGUCGUGAGUACUGUUUGCUUAAUACAUCAUGUAGCUGGUUUGUGUUUCAUAACUUUGAGAUAUAUUUGUUAAACAGGCUUAUUUCUCAACAAUAGUCGGGUUAGGCUUAGCAGCAAAGCUAAGUUAGUGAGUAGUUGCUGUUGACAUAAGUUGGAGUAUUAAGAGAAGGGGAGGGGAAAUUUCUUUAAAUGUUGGUAGAGGUUCAAGGUUUAACUGUUUAAGGGUUAAUGUUCUAGCUGUG
Molecule: messenger RNA, 3616 nt
Organism: Pelmatolapia mariae (spotted tilapia)
Lineage: Eukaryota; Metazoa; Chordata; Actinopteri; Cichliformes; Cichlidae
Product: zinc finger and SCAN domain-containing protein 2-like
Exons: 3
Coding region: 95-1753 (552 amino acids)
Biological process (GO): regulation of transcription by RNA polymerase II
Molecular function (GO): RNA polymerase II cis-regulatory region sequence-specific DNA binding; DNA-binding transcription factor activity
Source: RefSeq, a predicted model, not a curated record